Quercus lobata is the source of this 1777-nucleotide messenger RNA. RefSeq names its product probable protein phosphatase 2C 47. Gene Ontology annotation, molecular function: cation binding; protein serine/threonine phosphatase activity. The coding region runs from base 492 to 1670 and encodes 392 amino acids. The transcript has 4 exons. NCBI's taxonomy places the organism in Eukaryota, Viridiplantae, Streptophyta, Magnoliopsida, Fagales, Fagaceae. Gene Ontology annotation, biological process: protein dephosphorylation. The record is from RefSeq and is a predicted model, not a curated record.
UGCACAUACAUUAUUUCAUUCAAUUCUUGCACUUUUUGAUCUGGGUUUUUUGAAUUUUGAUUUGCAUUGUCAAAUAUUUUGGGCAUGGACAUGUGCUUGGUUCCUUUUAAAGUCCCAAAAAUGCUGGGCUACAGUUUUCUUUGUGGCAAAAAAACCGGUUCUUGUGAUUUGUUUGUUUUGCAGGAUUUUAGUCUUGGAUCAAGCGCUUGAACAUUUGGGAAAGGACAACUAGUUGUUGCUGUAUUAGCUUUUGGUGUUUGUUUGUCUAAAAAUAGAAUCUUUAUCGUGAAACUGUGAGCAAUGUGUGUAGUUUGAGGGGUUGGUAACUUUUUUUCUUUUUUUUUUUUGGUUGAGAAAAGAAGGGUUGGUAACUUGGUAUAGCCUUAUAGGGAAAAGUUUUGGAAAUCUAACUAAGGAAAGGUUUUGAAGCUCUUUCUUGUUUUUGUAUUUGAUUGUGGUUAAUGGGUUAGGAUUGGAAAAGAGAUUAAUUAAUGGCCCCAGGAACUGAGUACUCGCCUCAAACAAAUGGUAUAGAUGGUGGGUCCAUGAAGGAAACUAGUGUGUUAGCCAUGGAGGAUCAGAACAACAACAACAACAACAAUAAUAAUGAUGAUGAGUCAUUGGGAGGCUUGGCCUCAACAAAUAUGAGGAAACCCCCACGAAACCUCUUUGUAAUGCGACACUGCACCAGCUCUACUUUCUUGGCUGAAUCAGAAUCAGAAAUUGGGUUUUUAGGCUUAAAGUCACCAUCAAAUGAGAAAUCUGGAUUUUUACCUAUAUUUCGCUCAGGAAGCUGUUCUGAGAAAGGGCCAAAACAGUACAUGGAGGAUGAGUAUAUCUCUGUAGAUAAUCUUCGUGAACAUCUUAGGAUAACUGCAAAAUUCCCUUCUCCUUGUGCAUUUUAUGGGGUGUUUGAUGGACAUGGUGGUAUUGAUGCAGCAUUAUUCAUCAAAAAGAAUAUACUUAACUACAUCGUUGAAGAUUCCAAUUUCCCAACUGGCACAAAAAAGGCUGUUAAAAAUGCUUUUAUGAAGGCUGAUCAUGCAUUUCUUAAUGCCUCCUUUCUUGAUAGUUCCUCUGGCACCACAGCAUUGACUGCCCUAAUCACAGGAAGGACCAUGUUAAUUGCUAAUGCUGGAGAUUCUCGAGCUGUGCUUGGCAAACGGGGAAGAGCAAUUGAGCUCUCUAAGGACCAUAAACCCAAUUGCACCGCUGAAAGACUAAGAAUUGAGAAACUUGGUGGUGUCAUAUAUGAUGGCUACCUUAAUGGUCAAUUAUCUGUGGCACGUGCUCUUGGAGACUGGCAUAUAAAGGGCUCCAAAGGUUCAAAAAGCCCCUUAAGCUCUGAGCCAGAAUUGGAGGAGAUCAUCCUGUCAGAGGAAGAUGAGUUUUUGAUAAUUGGGUGUGAUGGGUUGUGGGAUGUGAUGAGCAGCCAGUGUGCAGUUACAAUGGUGAGGAAAGAACUCAUGAUGCAUAAUGAUCCUAAUAGGUGUUCGAGUGCACUUGUUAAGGAGGCUCUCCAACGCAACACCUGCGAUAAUCUCACAGUUGUUGUGGUCUGUUUCUCCCCUGAUCCACCUCCUAAGAUUGAAAUUCCUAGAUCCCAAAAGAGGAGGAGUAUAUCAGCUGAAGGGCUAGAUCUUCUCAAGGGUGUCUUGAAUGAUAUAUGAACAACAUUUUCUAACAACUUGUAUAGACCAAAUUGGAGUGUAUGUAUCCUUUGGUGGGGCAUUUUUUUUUUUCUUGUCCUAGUGUUGCCCCUUGCUGCGGCUGGAUA